Messenger RNA from Camarhynchus parvulus, 2554 nucleotides. RefSeq names its product MAF bZIP transcription factor (gene MAF). Gene Ontology annotation, molecular function: DNA-binding transcription factor activity, RNA polymerase II-specific; RNA polymerase II cis-regulatory region sequence-specific DNA binding. Gene Ontology annotation, cellular component: nucleus. NCBI's taxonomy places the organism in Eukaryota, Metazoa, Chordata, Aves, Passeriformes, Thraupidae. Gene Ontology annotation, biological process: regulation of transcription by RNA polymerase II. The record is from RefSeq and is a predicted model, not a curated record.
AAUAUUUUUCAUCUUCUUGCUGUAGCUUUGAGGCCGAGUUGUUUUAUUUUUUUUUUUCUCUCUCUCUCUUUUUUUUUAAACUCUUACUAUUAUUAUUAUUAUUUUGGUUGCGAUACAGACUUUGAUUUUUUUUUUUUUUUUUUUUGCCUUCGCUCUCUUUCCCUCCUCCCUCCCCCGAUGAACCUCUCUCCUCGCUCUGCACUUUGCAGGAGAGAGCCCAGAGGAAAAGCACCAUGAAGUGUUAAAAAUAACAAAACAAAACAACAACAACAACAAAUUUACUCGCAACAACACCAGCUAACACUUCCAGCUGCGGCUCGCGAGCUGCGAAAGAGCGAGAGGAGAGAGAGAGAAGGGAGGGAGAGAGGAGGAAAAAAAAAAAACCUCUAUGCAAAAGGCGAAUAGCGAGAGCCCCGCGCUCUGAUGCAUCAGCGGAGCCUCUGCGAGGGAUAACGCGGAGCGGGAGAGGAGCCGCCGGGGCGGACCGGAUCGGAGGCAGAGCAGGAGAGCGGAGCGGAGCUCGCCAAAAAUCAAGCUGGCUCACCCGGUGGCGACUCAGAGCAGCCCCCUCGCUCCCGGAGCGCACCCUUUCUGGAGGACUCUCGGCAGCAAAAGGAUGGCAUCAGAGCUGGCGAUGAGCAGCUCCGACCUGCCCACCAGUCCCCUGGCCAUGGAAUAUGUUAAUGACUUCGAUCUGAUGAAGUUUGAAGUGAAAAAGGAGCCGGUGGAGACCGAUCGCAUUAUCAGCCAGUGCGGCCGCCUGAUCGCCGGGGGAUCGCUCUCCUCCACCCCGAUGAGCACGCCCUGCAGCUCCGUGCCCCCGUCCCCCAGCUUCUCGGCGCCCAGCCCCGGCUCCGGCUCCGACCAGAAGACCCACCUGGAAGACUACUACUGGAUGACGGGGUACCCGCAGCAGCUCAACCCGGAGGCGCUGGGCUUCAGCCCCGAGGACGCGGUGGAGGCGCUGAUCAACAGCAGCCACCACCCGCUGCCCGGCGCCUUCGAUGGCUAUGCUAGAGGGCAGCAGCUGGCCGCGGCCGCCGGCGGCUCCGUGCCGGCCGAGGAGAUGGGCUCGGCGGCCGCCGUGGUGUCGGCGGUGAUCGCCGCGGCGGCGGCGCAGGGCGGCGCGCCCCACUACCACCACCACCACCACCACCCGCACCACGGCGGCGGCGGCGGCGGCGGCGGCGGCGGCGGGCACCCCCACGCCGCGGCGCCGGGCAGCGCGCCGCCCUCCUCCGCCUCCUCGGCCGCCGGCUCCGGCUCCGGCGGCGGCGGCGGCGGCGGCGCCGGGGGCUACCACCCGCACCACGGCGGCGGCGGCGGCGGCGGCGGCGGCCUCCACUUCGACGACCGCUUCUCCGACGAGCAGCUGGUGACCAUGUCGGUGCGGGAGCUGAACCGGCAGCUGCGGGGCGUCAGCAAGGAAGAGGUGAUCCGGCUGAAGCAGAAGAGGAGGACCCUCAAAAACAGGGGCUAUGCCCAGUCCUGCCGCUUCAAGAGGGUCCAGCAGCGGCACGUCCUGGAGUCGGAGAAGAACCAGCUGCUGCAGCAAGUGGAGCACCUAAAGCAGGAGAUCUCCAGGCUGGUCCGGGAGAGGGACGCCUACAAGGAAAAGUACGAGAAGCUGGUCAGCAAUGGCUUCAGAGAAAACGGAUCCAGCAGCGACAACCCUUCCUCUCCAGAGUUUUUCAUGUACCCGAGAGAAUCAUCUACAACGGUGAUGUGAAAAUCCCUGUUACCUGAGGUCAAAAAUAAAAGUCUCCCAGAAGACCCGGAGUGGUGAUGCCUGGAUGCAGAGGAGAUCACACUGCUUAUAGAUCUGCACCAUGAGGAGGCCAAAAGUUUCUGCAGCAGCAGGAGGUAAGCCAGGACUGCUGGUGGGUGUAAGGAGCAGAGAGCAAAGCCACGUGAGUUUGAGAAGAAGGCAGCAGCACCCUGAGGAUGGAGACUUUGGGUCAGUCGUGGUCCCGUACAGAAAACUUGAAGAGACACUGAAAACUUCAGGUGGGAACACAUCACCCAACCAGCUGCUUGUGUGGUUUGGUCCAUGGACCUUUGGGGUCUGCACAGCAGAGACUGAAAACUCUUCACUUACCUUAAAUUUCCUCUUUAUGGACUUCUGAUGUGAUAGGAAUGGCACAAAAAAAUCCAAUAUAUCUUCUUCACCAUAAUGUUUCCAGGCUGCUAACUUUCCCAGGACUACUUUCUGCUCAAAUUACUGGAACUUAAUUACAUGAGGUUUAAUUUCAGUUGCUUGGCCAGCUUUAAAAGCAUAUAUUCAAAUUUGAACCACAAGGACAGAAUUUUGGGAGCCUCUUUGUCCUCUCACUUUGUGUUAAUUUAAAUGAGGAAACUGUGCCUGUGAAUCUCUGCUUUACUUCACCUAUUCCAAGUCAGUCUCAGCUCUGGAGAGACAUCCCUGACUCCCAGCAGUUUAAAGGAGAGCACAAACAACUCCUUAUGUUAUAGUUUAUGCUUUUGAAACUGUGCAAACAGUAGAUAUUUGUCUUCUGCUUAUGCAUUUUCUUGUAAAUAAAAUGUAUUGAGACCA